UGACGCGGGCUGGCUUUCUGUCCGCGAACGAAAAACAUCGAAGCCUCGUGUGCUGCAACUGUCGUCCUACCUCACCAAGGAUGUCGCCAUCGACGCUGCUCUCCGCGGUUCUGGUCACCUCUGCGGCCCUUACGGUUCGCGCACAGACAUAUAGCGCGACCUAUUUGCCGUCGAACGCACCGGCGCAGUCUGAGCAAGGGCAGUCGGGAACUAACCAAUGCAGUUCCACGUCCAGUCAGACAUCCAACUGUCAGAAUGUGUUCAUGAACGCUGUCGACGAUUUCUGCCUGUUCGCACCUCCUGAGCCCGGUGCAAACGCUACCAUUGGAGAUACCGAGCGGAUAGAAGUUUCGUGGUGCAUCAAGGAUGGCCAUGGAACCCGUCUCAUCCCAGAUGGUGCUAUCACAGGCGCACAUUUUGUGCAGACGCCGGACUACGUUCAGGUCACUGGUAUGGGUGAUUUGACGAAGCUCAAGAUUCCCUCUGGCGAUAGCGGAGGGGAACUUGAUCCUCACGGCGCUGAUGGAAACGGCAACCCGAUCGGCGGCCUCGUUUUCUCGAGUGCAUUUGGACAACUGGCGCAAAUGCACGAAUGGACGAACUUCAUGUCGGACACCCUCUUCUGCUUCAGAGCUUGCAAAGACGGUCCUAUGGCGCCCGCGUUGUGCAACCACAUCUACGACGUGUUGGGUUGCUUCUGGAACAUGCCGGCGGACUACGACGCAGGUGUUUUCGAGCACUGCCAAGGAGACUCCGGCGAGCCGAUGGGCGUGUACGGGACGUCUACGUUCUUCCAAGGCGAGCCCGUAACGCCGUCCGCCCACGCGGCGCCGUCCUCGUCGCUGUGCACAACCCUGUCGACCAUCGGCAACGGAUUCGCUAUCUCGGGAACCAGCGUGAUUUCCUCCGCUGCCUCGUCAGGUACCGCGUCCGGUGGGUCUUCUUCCUCCGCCUCGUCGACCGCACCUCCCUCGUCGUCGUCGUCGUCAUCCGCUUCUGCGUCCGCCACCUCUACGACGACAGGAUCCUCUUCGUCUUCCGGUUCCAGCGAGCCCGACUCGUCUGUACGGUCGACGCUGACCUCGUCCACAGCCUCUGGCUCCGGGUCCGCUUCGGGCGCGACGCUCACUACCCCGCCCUCGGGCAGCGGGACCGCUAGCCCCAGCCAGACGGCGAGCGCUGCUAUCGCCGUCCUGCCCAUGCAGUUGGGCUUGUACUUGGUACCCAUUUUCGUUGCCGUCGCCACGGCCGGCUUAGUGAUGUUGUAGUUGUGUGAGCAACGGACGCUAGUAUCGGACUGUACAUGGACAUUCCUGCUUCCACACGAUGUACAUCGCUGUGUCUACCACAUGCCUAGUGUAAUGUUUCGACUUUGUGAACAGGUCUAAUCAUUAAUGUGCGCGCUGUUGACAUCUUCAGCUUGACUCCGCAGGAAGCCGGAUCAUGUUUAAGGAAGGUUUGCGUGUUAUGCGGACCAAUGGCACGUAAAGACGACGUUUCUUCUGCAGGAACUUCCUGCCGUGGCAUGCCCUUGGUGGAGGGAUAACGGUGGAGAGAAAUGGGCUGCGUACACCUCGAGACAACAGACACCGGUAGCCCGGGAAUCAUACGCUGAAGCAGGAUCUAGCUAUCCUUCCCGUCUUCGCCUUUCCCUCUCUGUAUCAACCCAACUCCGGUGAUAGCGCCCGCGGCGAGGACGUCGGCGGUCUUGCGGCCUUCCACACGCUCCUUCUCUGCUCUACGCUCGAACUCGUUGCGAACCUGCUGUGCGCGAGCAAUCUCCUUCUUAUGAUGCAGGCAUUCAAUGUAGUCCUCCUUCUGGGGGACGCACUGUUGAGGGUGGUCGGUUUGGGAGUAGCACUUCUGGAACUCCUGCCAGUAUGCGAAGCAGCGAGGCACGCCUCCAUUGAACCCAAAUCCUGAGGCCAUAGCUAUAAACCACCCGAGCGCGAUGAAGACAAGCC
Messenger RNA from Punctularia strigosozonata HHB-11173 SS5, 1964 nucleotides. RefSeq lists its product as uncharacterized. The transcript has 14 exons. NCBI's taxonomy places the organism in Eukaryota, Fungi, Basidiomycota, Agaricomycetes, Corticiales, Punctulariaceae. The coding region runs from base 81 to 1268 and encodes 395 amino acids. The record is from RefSeq and is a predicted model, not a curated record.